This is a messenger RNA of Drosophila innubila, 3081 nucleotides long. RefSeq names its product small G protein signaling modulator 3 homolog. Gene Ontology annotation, molecular function: protein binding. Lineage: Eukaryota; Metazoa; Arthropoda; Insecta; Diptera; Drosophilidae. The transcript has 3 exons. The record is from RefSeq and is a predicted model, not a curated record. The coding region runs from base 173 to 2584 and encodes 803 amino acids.
GCAUAUCGGUUGGCGAUUACAAUUUCUAUCGAGCAGCUGACUGAUGGCGAAAGCGGAGAAAAUGUUAAAAACAAAAAAAAAUUAAGAAAACUUCGGACAAAAUACAUUAAAAAUCAGUAAUAUAUUAGUUAAUUAAAUGUUUAAGCGCACAGACAAUUAGCUGCUUAGGAAUAUGGAUAUGGCCAGAAGUAUAUUCGGCCGCGACCACGAGGGUUACGUGGGCCGUGAAGAACAUACGCGCAAAUUGCAGACCUUGAGCUCAGAAGACGAUAUUGGUGAGCUACCGCCCAUAAUGGAGGAACUAAGCGUUGCCGAUGGCUUACGACCAAAUCCUGGAGGUCCUUUCUCAGCUUUAACACCAUCAAUGUGGCCACAAGAGAUAUUGGCCAAAUUGGGUGGUGAGUCUGAAAUGGCGGCAGCUGGACCCAACGACCAACCCGAUUAUCGUUUCGAUGAGUUUGGAUUUCGAGUAGAGGAGGAGGAUGGUCCCGAACAAAGCUCUAAUAAAUUGCUCAGCAUACCAUUUAUGGAAGAUACACAGCAGCGUAUGCAAUGGAUAGCACACUUGGAAUUUGCCCACAACAAAGAGGCCAAUGAACUUAGCUGGGAGCAUGUCGAAUUGCUAUUGCAGCGCACAGAGAAGCUGCGCAAAAUGGUACAGAACGGAAUCCCACACAGUUUGCGACCCCAAAUGUGGAUGCGUUUAUCCGGCGCUCUAUCGAAAAAGCAAAAGAGUGAGACUAGCUACCAGGACAUUGUUAAGGCUUCCAGCAACGAUCAGUUAAUGACAUCCAAGCAAAUCGAAAAGGAUCUAUUGCGUAUAUUGCCCACUAAUGCAUGCUUCAGUCAUCCUAAUGGCACUGGCAUACCACGGCUGCGCCGCAUAUUGCGCGGCAUUGCGUGGUUGUUUCCAGACAUUGGCUAUUGCCAAGGCACCGGCGUCAUUGUGGCCUGUCUGCUGCUGUUCAUGGAGGAGGAGAAUGCAUUUUGGAUGAUGGUCACCAUCGUCGAGGAUUUGCUGCCAGCCUCCUACUAUAGCUCAACAUUGCUGGGUAUUCAGGCGGAUCAGCGUGUCAUGCAGACGCUGAUAGCCAACUAUUUGGCCAGCGUGGAUGAAUCGCUCAAGAGGCACGACAUUGAUCUGUCGCUAAUAACUCUGCACUGGUUCCUCACAAUCUUUGCCAAUGUGGUGCACAUGAAGAUACUAGUGCGUAUUUGGGACUGGUUCUUUUACGAGGGAUCUAUAGUGCUGUUUCAGCUAACCCUAGGCAUGCUCAAGGUUAAGGAACAGGAUCUAAAACAUUUGGAGAACUCGGCACAAAUAUUUAAUUCGCUUUCCAUGUGCUGCGAAGUAGACGACGUUGAGAUACUUUUCCACCAGGCUCUCGAAGUGGGCGGCUCGUUGAGCCAAACUGUAAUUGACACUCAUCGACGUCGCCAUUUGGCUUAUUUGAUGGCCGAUCAGGGUCAUCAAAUUGGCAACCCAGAGGCGGCCGCCAAUCUGCCCAAGCAACAGCUGGCCCGACGACAAGUACGCAAAAGUAAAUCCAUACUGGAAGCAUUCCUAUUUCGCGGUGAUCCAGAAGCGGAGCAGCUAAAGAACAAGAAUAUACGCCAGACCGAAAUUCUUGUGGAUCUACGGGAGGCGAUUUUAAAAGUAGGCCGUCAUUUUAUAACCAUUGAGCCGAAACUUGCUGGCCAUAUUCAACUGACAGCUAACUACAGCAGCGAAUCUCAUGCCAAGGAUCAUGAGAACUUUAUAAAUGUGGCAAGGACACGUAAACGACGCGCCAAAGCACUGCACGACUUUGAACGUCAUGACGACGAUGAGUUGGGAUUCAGGCGCAACGAUAUCAUCACAAUAAUUAGCCAAAAGGAUGAGCAUUGCUGGGUGGGUGAGCUGAACGGUUUGCGGGGCUGGUUUCCCGCAAAAUUUGUGCAGCUACUGGAUGAGCGCAGCAAACUGUAUACCUCAGCUGGAGAUGAUGCGAUUUCGGAAACGGUGACAGACCUCGUACGUGGAACAUUGGCACCGGCUAUUAAAGCAUUCCUUGAGCAUGGUAUGAAGCGUCCCACAUUCCUGGGCGGUCCUAUACACCCGUGGUUAUUCAUUGAGGAGGUUUCCUCUCUGGAGGUGGAAAAGGACUUUAAAUCUGUGUAUAGUCGUUUGGUACUUUGCAAAACCUAUCGCCUGGAUGAGGAUGGCAAGGUCUUGACGCCCGAAGAGCUGCUCUAUCGCUGUGUGCAGACCAUCAAUCAAACACACGACAAUGCCCAUGCCCAAAUGGAUGUCAAACUGCGUUCCCUCAUCUGUCUGGGCCUUAACGAGCAGGUGCUGCAUCUAUGGCUUGAAGUGCUUUGCGCCUGCCAGGAGGUGGUGCAGAAAUGGUAUCACACCUGGAGCUUUAUUGAUUCACCAGGCUGGGUGCAAAUCAAAUGCGAAUUGCGCAUACUCUCACAGUUUGCCUUCAAUCUGAAUCCGGACUGGGAGCUGCCACCUAAGCGUGGCAAGGAAUCGCAACCACUAAAAGAUGGUGUACGCGAUAUGCUUGUCAAACAUCAUUUAUUCUCCUGGGACCUGUGAGUCCUGGGAUGCACCCAAAAAGCAUUCAUCCUUUAAUAGAUUUGCAUAGUUCUUUACAACGGAUGUACAAUCAUGGCCCAAAUCCCAAGUAUUUAAUAUGAACAAAAACUACGCACGAAUUUUGCUUUAAUAUCUCAUGCUUUCGAUCCACUCUUGUGCAAUCUUUUCAAAGAAAUCAUCAACUUCGGCAUACCGAAGUUAAUAUAUCCUUGCAGACGUUUCUUAAUAUUAACUAAUUUUUAACAACUCUAACUUUCUAUAAUUCAAAGUACAGGACGCUAGUUGAUUAAAGCUCUGCAAGAAUAUCAGUUUAGCUUGUUAAAUACUUUCUCGUUGUUGUAUGCCUAAUUUAAGUCUAUUAUCUUUAGCUUUUUUUAACAUUAUACAUAUAAAUGUAGCUCUUGCUAUUUAUUUACUUAAAAUAUCCAUCCAUAUUUGUAGCUCCCAUAUACCACAUACAAAAGAAAUACACAACCACACAGAAUUGUACUAAAUUA